GCCGUCGUCAACACACAACUGAGGAAGUGACAAGAAGCUAACGAGAACUAACUGCUGCAGCUAACACAGCGCUUCCUAACGGUAUUAAGUUAACUAAAGGUUGUGUCGGUUGUUACCGUCAGAGUAACGGACAGCCUCUGUUCGGGUUACAGUCGGUGUGGAGUGAGAGGGGACGAUGUUUAGGAGCUGUAGCCGCUGCUUGCUAACUUCUAAGCUAACAGGCUAACGAUCAGCUGUUGUUUUGGUCGGAGGGAUAGCUGGCUAACAAGUCAAACUGCAUUGCAUUACAGCGCUUCAAAACAUCUUCCCUCACUUCCUGUUCAAGUACUGAACUGCUCCUUCGGUUGAUGGCGACCCAUAGAGGCGUAUCACCCUGACAGACUAAUCAGCGGCCGGUCAGUCAGCUGUUGUCCCGGCAGGGCAGGCGUCACCUCCCGUGUGGGAUCGAUCCAUCAGAGCGGUGUGUAAUUGAAUCAGAAACACAGCUCCAAGAUGCAUGACGCGUAUGAACCAGUGCCUAUUUUGGAGAAGCUUCCUCUGCAGAUCGACUGUCUCGCGGCCUGGGAGGACUGGCUGCUUGUGGGGACAAAGCCAGGGCACCUUCUGCUCUACAGAAUAAAGAAGGAUGCGGGCACCAACCGGUUCGAGGUGACACUGGAAAAGUCCAAUAAGAACUUCUCAAAGAAGAUACAGCAGCUUUAUGUCGUCUCACAGUACAAAAUUCUUGUCAGUCUUCUUGAGAACAACAUCCACGUCCAUGACCUCCUGACCUUCCAGCAGAUCACUGUGGUGUCCAAAGCCAAAGGAGCCACGCUCUUCGCCUGUGACCUGCAGCAAACCAGCACAGGAGAGGAAAGGCUGAGAAUGUGUGUUGCAGUGAAGAAGAAACUCCAGCUGUAUUACUGGAAGGACAGAGAGUUCCACGAGCUGCAGGGGGACUUUGGUGCACCAGAUAUUCCAAAGUCCAUGGCUUGGUGUGAAAACUCCAUAUGUGUCGGUUUCAAACGAGACUAUUACCUCAUUCGGAUGGAUGGCCGUGGCUCCAUCAAGGAGCUUUUCCCCACAGGGAAACAGUUGGAGCCUUUGGUUGCACCGCUGGCUGAUGGGAAGGUGGCUGUUGGCCAGGAUGACUUAACCGUAGUGCUAAAUGAAGAAGGCAUUUGCACCCAGAAAUGUGCCCUGAACUGGACAGACAUCCCUAUAGCUAUGGAACACCAGCCUCCGUACAUCAUAGCUGUUCUCCCUCGGUACGUGGAGAUCCGGACUUUUGAGCCGAGGUUGCUGGUGCAGAGCGUGGAGCUGCAGAGACCUCGCUUCAUCACCUCAGCAGGGCAAAAUAUUGUGUAUGUUGCCAGCAAUCACUUUGUGUGGCGCCUGGUGCCCGUGUCAAUCGCCAGCCAGAUACGGCAGCUUCUUCAGGACAAGCAGUUCGAGCUGGCUCUGCAGCUGGCGAAGAUGAAGGAUGAUUCAGAUGGUGAUAAGAAGCAGCAGAUACAUCACAUCCAGAAUCUCUAUGCCUUCAAUCUGUUUUGUCAGAAGAGAUUCGAUGACUCCAUGCAGGUGUUUGCCAAGCUUGGCACAGAUCCCACCCAUGUGAUCGGACUGUACCCAGACCUGCUCCCGUCAGACUACCGCAAGCAGCUGCACUAUCCCAACCCUCUGCCUACUCUGUCUGGGGCAGAGCUGGAGAAGGCUCAUCUCGCUCUCAUCGAUUAUCUCACCCAGAAACGCAGCCAUCUUGUGAAACAGCUGAAUGACUCUGACCCUUCAACAACAUCUCCGCUCAUGGAGGGCACGCCUACUAUUAAGAGCCGCAAAAAACUGCUGCAGAUCAUUGACACCACCCUGCUGAAAUGUUACCUGCAUACCAACGUGGCCCUGGUGUCCCCCCUCCUUCGCCUAGAAAACAACCACUGCCACAUCGAGGAGAGCGAGUAUGUGCUGAAGAAGGCCCAUAAAUACAGCGAGCUCAUUAUUCUCUAUGAGAAGAAGGGUCUGCACCAGAAAGCUCUGCAGGUGCUGCUGGACCAGUCCACCAAGGCCAACUCUCCACUGAAGGGCCACGAGCGAACUGUGCAGUACCUCCAGAGACUGGGAGUGGAGAAUUUGGGAAUAAUCUUUGAGUUUUCUCCCUGGGUGUUGAAGAUCUGCCCUGAGGAUGGCCUGAAGAUCUUCACCGAGGACCUGACAGAGGUGGAGACUCUGCCUAGAGACAAGGUGCUGAACUUCCUGAAGGAGGGCUUUAAGGAGCUCGCCAUCCCAUAUUUGGAGCACAUCAUUUACGUGUGGGAUGAAAAAGGCCCGGAGUUUCACAAUGUGCUGAUCCAGCUCUACCUGGAGAGGGUUCAAGGCCUCAUGAAACAGUACCUUAACUCACUGCCAGAAGGAGUUCCAGCUGUUGCUGCUGGGAAGGAGGACGGUGAUCUGGGAGAGUUCAGGAACAAGCUGCUGUCUUUCCUGGAUAUUUCUACCAGCUAUGAACCAGCCAGGCUUAUCAGUGACUUCCCCUUUGAUGGUUUGCUGGAGGAACGGGCUUUGCUUCUGGGUCGAAUGGGUAAACACGAGCAGGCGCUCUUCAUCUAUGUGCACAUCCUGAAAGACACCCGCAUGGCUGAAGAAUAUUGUCACAGUCAUUACAACAGUGUGGUUGAAGGGAGUAAGGAUGUUUAUUUGUCUUUGCUGCGGAUGUACCUGUCACCUCCUGAUGUUCACUGCCUGGGGCCCAUCAAGAUGGAGCUGUCGGAGCCUCAGGCCAACCUGCAGGCGGCUCUGCAAGUCCUGGAGCUGCACCACAGCAAACUCAACACCACCAAGGCCAUCAAUCUGCUCCCAGCAAACACCCAGAUCCGAGAGAUCCGGGUCUUCCUGGAGAGCGUCCUGGAGGAGAAGGCACAGAGGAAGCGCUGCAACCAGGUGCUGAAAAGUCUGCUGCAGGCCGAGUUCCUCAGGGUGCAGGAGGAGCGGAUCUUCCAUCAGCAGGUUAAAUGCGUCAUUACAGAGGAAAAGACCUGCAGAGUCUGCAAGAAGAAAAUAGGGAACAGUGCGUUCGCCAGGUAUCCCAACGGCGUGGUGGUGCAUUACUUCUGCUGCAAAGACCGCACCGUGUGUCCCACUGAGCAGUAACAGCUCCACCUGACAACGACUGUUUACUAAUAAAUAACCCCCCUCUCCCUGACCCUCUCUGUGGAUCUCUACGCUUUGACAUCUUUGAACUAGCAUCGGAAGGUUGGAGGUGCUCGAGUUAAUGGCCAGGCUGUGGAAUUGGACGCUUGUAUGGAAAGCGCCAAACAGGACUACGAGCUCUCUAACCUGAGUUAACCUCGGACACGGUUGUUGUCAUGCGCGACUCACUGAGCAGAAAAAGACCUCCUUCUGGAAUCAAAGGCUGAGACUUUCUUUAUCUCUGUGCAUGAAGUAACAGGAGGAAUGUCCGGGUUCGCUCAGCAGGAGGGGAGGAAUAAAGACAAGGAGCGAGGUAGAGUCUGACAUUUUAAAAGCAUGUGUCACUGUAACGCUAGAAGGGAUCCACUUCCCUUCACGUCGCCUCGGGAGAAAAUGGGCGCUAUUGAAAGGCGCCCAGAGGAAGAGGAGCUUUAACAGCAGAAGUUAGCGCUCGUUCUCAGAAGGAGAUAGUUACAAGCUUUGGUCAGCAGUUUUAUUUUCUGUCUCACUGUCUCCCAGCCCUCCUGUAACACUGUGUGCGGCCUCAAACACUGCUUGAUAUGCCAUAAUACGCUCUGCAGGAGUACAGCUAAAUGCCUUUUGUGACUCUGAAGAUUGUACUUACAGUGAAGUCAGACGUCUGUCAGGAUUUCUUUUGUUAGCAUGUGCCGGUACUGACUAAGCAAAACAGCAAUCGUCUUACAGUGUGUUUGACUCUUUUGUAUUUUUAUUUAAACAUUCGAGGCGGCUUCUCCAGCUAACAUUUUUCAUAGAGACGUUUUUUCUUUAUUUACUGUUUUUACAGUGUGUGAAGGAUUUCUACCAGACUACAUCCUCUUUAUUGCUUUUUUUUAAGCUCUCAUCUGUGUUUGUUUAAAUGUUUUGCUUUUCCCCUCCCAGACAUUAAAAGUUUAUGAAGUAGAACUUAUUAUAAGUGGAAACAGACAACUUUUAACCUUUUCACCCGCCCUAGCGUUUUCAAGUGGUAUUAUUGUUAUCGUUAUUGUCCCAAAGACAACCGGUUCGCUUUCUGUUUCAUCAGAGCCUCGCAACUACCAACAACACAGGACACACUGCAUGUAGCGACUUUGGUUUUUCCACCGUCCACCAUUUCCGCCACUGAGCAUAAUAACGGCACAGAACUUACGCUGAUACUCAGUGGUUAUUGGGGAUUGGCACUAAUGGAUGUAUAAAGAGAACUGGAUACAGUGUUGGAAGCAGAGUCCCGUUCAUUCGUAUAAAAGUUGCUCAGAGGCGUAUGAGGCCAAAAAAGUUCAACUUCCUGGGUUUAAAAUUACCCAGAUCUUUCACGGCAUGCCGCCCACGGAGUGUGCACACUAGAGAGUUAAUCGGCCAAGCUAACACAUUCUCACUCUGACCUCGUUGCAUAUCAACAUUUGGUCAUGGACUUUGAACGUCCACAUACGGCGUGCAAGGUACCCUGGGUGUGUUGACGUUCCGGGACCAUGUCACGUUCUGCCUGUUACAUACAUUGUCUUCUUUCAAAAUACACUUCUGUUUUCACAGGAAAUUUAACGUUUACAUACAGUCUCAAAAUAAACGCAUUACGUCG
Epinephelus lanceolatus (giant grouper) is the source of this 4735-nucleotide messenger RNA. It is a transcript of the gene vps39, whose product is annotated as VPS39 subunit of HOPS complex. Gene Ontology annotation, molecular function: protein binding. The record is from RefSeq and is a predicted model, not a curated record. Gene Ontology annotation, biological process: vesicle-mediated transport; autophagy; intracellular protein transport. NCBI's taxonomy places the organism in Eukaryota, Metazoa, Chordata, Actinopteri, Perciformes, Serranidae. Gene Ontology annotation, cellular component: cytoplasm; membrane.